AUGCGUUCCUCCAUCGCUUUCGCCGGCCUCGUUGCCGUUGCUGCUGCAGGUACCACAACCAUCACCGCAACCGAGGAGGUUACCAUCACCUCCUGCGCACCAACCCACACCAACUGCCCAUACAAGUCGCAGACCAACGAAUGGGAGAACUGGGCCGACCCAACUACCAGCGGUUCAGUCUCCACCAGCACCGGUACCUGGGCACCAUGGGAUCCAAGCCAGUCAACCAAGACGACUAGCUCUUCCUCCACCAAGACCACAAGCAGGUCGGUCACUGGUUCCACCUCAUCUGGCACAUGGGCUCCAUGGGACCCAAGCCAGUCAACCACUACUACCUCCAGCGGAUCCAAGACCACCACCACUACCAGUAGCAGCACUGAUGCAUGGGGCAACUGGAACAACGGAAAUGGUAACGGUAACGGCAAUGGCAAUGGCAAUGGCAACAAGGUUGUCACCACAACCAGUGUCUCUUGCUCGACACCUGCUGUCAUCACUUCGUCGAGCUGCUCUACAUACCACAUAGAGACCUCAGGAUACCCAAUCACCUCCACCUGCACAACCGCAAAGGUCACCCCAUCAGCUGUCUGCUCUACCACCACCAUCACCAGCACUAUUACGGUGCCAAACACUGCCACUGCCACUUCGUCAUGGGGUAACUGGGACGGCAACAACGGUAACGGCAACGGUAAUGGCAACGGUAAUGGCAAUGGCAACAAGACCCCAGAUGCUUCGUCCAAGGUCCCUGCACCAACUGGUGCUUGCCCUGCAUACACUGCCACGGCUCCUCCAGCCUGGUUCUCUCAGCUACCUACCUCUGUCCUCAGCUCUUUGGCAGCUCAAUGGACUGGUGCUCCUCCAGCUGAUUGGUGCUACUACUCAUACAGCCUGUCGACAGUUGCCACAUCCAAGACUCCGGCUCCCGCCUCCGGUAGCCCAGCUGCCUCGACCGCCACUCCAGCUGCUGCCUCUUCCUCCUCCUCAUGGGGUGCGUGGGAUAGCUCUGCCUCCGCCUCCGGCACUGGUGCUGGUGUUAAGACACCUUCUGCUACUGGCUCGUCUCCAGUUGCCAAGUUCACUGGUGCUGCCACCGCCAACGCUGCCUCCAUCGUCCUCGGUGGUGCUGCUGCCAUCGCUGCCGUGAUCCUUGCAUAA
Molecule: messenger RNA, 1152 nt
Organism: Lithohypha guttulata
Lineage: Eukaryota; Fungi; Ascomycota; Eurotiomycetes; Chaetothyriales; Trichomeriaceae
Exons: 2
Coding region: 1-1152 (383 amino acids)
Source: RefSeq, a predicted model, not a curated record